AUGGAUGAUGAUACUGGUUUUGAAAUGGAGGAAGAACUUCGAGAUAAGAAAGCACAGAAAGAGUACUACAACAUGAUCGAUUUUGUUGCAAAUGCGCAACAGGGGAUUCCCAAAAUUUGCCCCUGUGGAUCAAUCACGAAAGAAACCGUUGAUGAAGAUGAUACGUACGACUACCUCCCGGGAAAAAGAUACUUUAUCUGCAAAGACUUUGAGAAUGAUGGGCUGCAUUUCAGGCAACCAUGGGUUACGGCUAUUCAUGAAGAAGUUGAGAGGCUCAAAGAACGGUAUCACGAGCAGGCGAAGCUUCUGAGAGAGUGCCAGGCACUUAAGGACCAGGUGAGAAUGCUGCAGGACGAGUGA
Brassica napus (rape) is the source of this 360-nucleotide messenger RNA. RefSeq lists its product as uncharacterized. The transcript is spliced from 4 exons. NCBI's taxonomy places the organism in Eukaryota, Viridiplantae, Streptophyta, Magnoliopsida, Brassicales, Brassicaceae. The record is from RefSeq and is a predicted model, not a curated record. The coding region runs from base 1 to 360 and encodes 119 amino acids.